AUGUCCUUCACGCUCGGCACGCUGACGGACAGUCUAGGCGAGAAGCAGAUUAAGGCCAAAGAGCUCACCGACGCUUCCAGGAUAGUUUUCGCAGUCUAUUGUGGAGAUGCUCUAGUGCUUGCACUUUGGUUCCAGACGCGUGGAGCUAAACGAGCUGGACACAGAGAUGGCUAUCUCGCGCUAGUGACCGUGCUCGCAUCAGCAAUCGACCCGCAGGUAUUUAGCCAAGAGGUCAUGGGCCCAGAAGACCUUGUGGACACGUUAAUAAACGCGUGGACCUCCGAAAUGGCUGCCCGCGGUUUGCGGGCGGAGCCUCUGCCGGUGUCUUUCAGGUCUAAAACGUCAUUCGCGACUCUCGCGACGCUCCCUUCGCCUCUACUCACCCUUUCCCAGUAUCGCAUUGAACUGGCGACCGCAGACGACGUCGAGAUUCUCGCACGUCAGUUUUCUGCGUUCACGGCCGCGUGGGGAAAGCGCCUUUCCAUCGACGACGCGCGACCGCGCGUAACGCUAUCCGUUGACUUCGGCGCGGUAUGGGUGUGCCGCGUUGGCGGCGAGCUGGCGGCGUUCUGCGUCACGAGGCGCGCCACAGCCUGCACGAUUGCGCUCCGCAAUGUGUACGUCGACCCGCAGCACCGUAGGAAGGGGAUCGCCGCGGCGCUGACGACGGGCAUGCUGCGGUAUUUCCUCGGGGCGCAGCCGCUCGGGUUUGAGGGCGCAUCAAAUGACCCGCCCGCCGCGCCGGGCGUCAAACGGGAGGUCUGCCUGAACGUUGCCGAGGACUUUGUGGAGAACAUGUAUGCGAAGUGUGGGUUCCUGUUUGGCGAGGACGCUAGGGAUCCAAUAAUGAGCAAGAGACCGUGGAUCCCGCUCGUAGUCCGUGGAGCGAAGAUGGUUCAGGGCUGA
Phanerochaete carnosa HHB-10118-sp is the source of this 906-nucleotide messenger RNA. RefSeq lists its product as uncharacterized. The transcript has 3 exons. Gene Ontology annotation, molecular function: acyltransferase activity, transferring groups other than amino-acyl groups. The record is from RefSeq and is a predicted model, not a curated record. NCBI's taxonomy places the organism in Eukaryota, Fungi, Basidiomycota, Agaricomycetes, Polyporales, Phanerochaetaceae. The coding region runs from base 1 to 906 and encodes 301 amino acids.